This is a messenger RNA of Nicotiana attenuata, 2242 nucleotides long. Its product is annotated as NAD(H) kinase 1. Gene Ontology annotation, biological process: NADP+ biosynthetic process; NAD+ metabolic process. The record is from RefSeq and is a predicted model, not a curated record. The coding region runs from base 199 to 1785 and encodes 528 amino acids. The transcript is spliced from 11 exons. NCBI's taxonomy places the organism in Eukaryota, Viridiplantae, Streptophyta, Magnoliopsida, Solanales, Solanaceae. Gene Ontology annotation, molecular function: NAD+ kinase activity.
CCCCCCCCAACCCCACCAAUCCAUUCUGAUUCUCUCUCUACUAUAUAUAUGUGUGUUUUACGACCUCCUUUCUUAACUGAUAAUUGAAUUCUUCACCUAUUCUUCUUUUGAACCAGUAGAGAGAGAAAGUGAUUUAGGGAGAGAGAGAGCUGUUUGGUGAAGUGUUGAUUUUCAUUUGUUGCAAUACACACACACACUAUGAAACAGAGUCCUAUGUCUUCUAGCAAUCACACCUCUAAUGGAAAUGCUAGCGUUUUACCACUGGAGAAUGGCUUCAGUGAUUCACUCUCUCUGUUGAAUUCUGAGAAGGCUGUAGAAGAACUUAGACAACAGCCUCUUCUUCACGGGAUUGAUGAUCAUCUGAUUGAGUUUGCCGAGGCUUUGAGAACCGUUGCAAAAGCACUAAGACAAGCUGCCGAAGGAAAGGCUUCUGCACAAGCUGAAGCUGCUGAGUGGAAGCGUAAAUAUGAACUCGAGAGGUCACGUAUUCUGCACUUGGAGAGAAAAGUAUCAUCAGAGGAGUGUUUGAUAAAGGAAGGACGAGUUGUACCCUUGACAAACCAAACUGUACUAUCAGAUGGUGCUCCAGAGCAAUCUGAAAGGUGUUGUGGAGAGAACGGGAUUUGCUCUCAUGAGGUUCUUCGUGAUGGAGAACGUGAUCGUGAUGCCAGUGCCUUUCCAAACAAGAUGAUCAGAAAGGCGUCAUUCAAGUUGUCAUGGUGUUGCAAAGGUGAAAAAAGUGAUCAGAAAAAACAUGAUGUUGUCUCUUUUGAAAAGGGAAACAUAACAACCGCAGAGCGCAGCAGUAAACAGAUUUCUUUGAAGUGGGAAUCUCCCCCACAAACGGUGCUUAUAUUGACAAAGCCAAAUUCAACUGCUGUUAGGAUGCUUUGUUCAGAAAUGGUCAGAUGGCUAAAAGAGCAGAAAAGCUUAAAUAUUUUCGUUGAACCACGGGUGCGAACUGAACUUCUAACAGAGUCAUCAUAUUACCAGUUUGUACAAACUUGGGAAAAUGACAAUGAAGUUCUGCGUCUCCACACAAAAGUUGAUGUUGUUGUAACUCUGGGUGGGGAUGGAACCGUCCUUUGGGCAGCGAAGAUGUUCAAAGGGCCAGUUCCUCCUAUUGUUCCAUUUUCUUUAGGCUCUCUUGGCUUCAUGACUCCUUUUUAUAGUGAGCAUUACAAGGAAUAUCUGGAUUCAAUUCUUCGUGGUCCAAUAAGCAUCACACUAAGGCAUCGUCUCCAGUGCCACGUGAUAAGAGAUGCAGCUAAAAGUGAUCUGGAGACUGAAGAGCCCAUACUUGUUCUCAACGAAGUCACAAUUGACCGUGGAAUUUCAUCGUUUUUGUCAAAUCUGGAGUGCUAUUGCGAUAAUUCUUUUGUUACCUGCGUACAAGGGGAUGGUUUGAUUUUAUCGACAACAUCUGGAAGCACUGCAUAUUCUCUUGCAGCUGGAGGGUCAAUGGUCCAUCCUCAGGUUCCUGGCAUCCUCUUUACACCUAUCUGCCCACAUUCUUUAUCAUUUCGUCCUCUUAUUUUGCCUGAGCAUGUGACAAUCCGAGUACAAGUACCUUUCAACAGCAGAGGUCAUGCAUGGGCAUCAUUUGAUGGGAAGGAUCGUAAAAAGUUGGCACCGGGGGAUGCACUUGUUUGUAGCAUGGCUCCUUGGCCAGUGCCAACUGCAUGUCAAUCUGACUCGACGAGUGACUUUCUACGUAGCAUUCAUGAAGGUCUUCACUGGAAUUUGAGGAAGACACAGUCUUUCGAUGGCCCUCGGGAGACAUGAUCUUUACUAACAAUUUAAUCUGGCAAGGAAAUGAGAAGUUUCCAAAAUCCACCUCGUCGUGCUGAAGUGAGCAUCAAGAUAUCCUUCUCAGUUAUCGCAGAGGCAUUCGUGAUGUAUAUACGCCUAUACAUGCAACAUAGAAUUUAACUUUGAGAAUCUUGAGUCUCAACAUUAGGUCGUUUAUAUAUUUAUUGUUGUUUGUAACUUAGACAUAACAAUAAGAAUAGAGAAGGAAGUUUGUAUCAUUUUGUACAGUUCUACUUAUAUCAUACCUCUUGCCCUGGUUUACAAGGGAAGUCAAGCUUUCAGUUCUUGCUUCAAAAGUAUUGAAACACUGCUUGAAGCAAUUGAGAGGAACUGAGGAAGUGGGAAAAUGUAUAUUUGGAGUUCUGUGCUUUUGGUUCAUCUAAUAAUGUAACUUCUUUUGGUUCUAAAUAUCCAAUUCAUGUUACUGUUG